AUGGAGAUGAUGUUUCGAGAUAUUAUCAAAGAUUCUAUCAACCAGUAUACGCGGAAAAAUAGUUAUGCAGCAUUUGUGAACACAAUACAAUUACAGCAUAAAUGUUGUGGUGCAGAUUCAGUCAUGGAUUAUACUGUGAAUAAUCUCUCAGUACCAGUUUCAUGUUAUCCUGACAAAGCUAAAAUACCGCAUGACGAAGGUUGCGCAGAAAUGCUUGACGCGAAACUCCAAUGCUAUUUAACUUACAUUAUUUCAAUACUGGUCAUGUUUUUACCAAUGGCCAUAACUUCAAUGGUUUGUGGUAUACUUAUGCUACACAAAGUGAAAUUCGUCCCAUGGAAAACAAGAUUUGCUCAUUGUUGA
Molecule: messenger RNA, 363 nt
Organism: Schistosoma spindalis
Lineage: Eukaryota; Metazoa; Platyhelminthes; Trematoda; Strigeidida; Schistosomatidae
Source: the annotation of a GenBank genome assembly